AUGGCCUCUGUAUCCGAAAUUCCUACCUUCAAUGAAGGAGAAACUCCAGAGCAGACGCCGUGCGGUGACUUGAUUGAAGCUUCUAAACGAGUAUGUUUUGAGGGCUAUAAUCAGGCGAAACCAUUAGUGGCUGAAGAUCAACGCCUUAAAGUGUAUUUGAGAGUAAGACCGUUUUUAAAUGUGGAAUUGGCAAAUAACGAAUCCCAGGACUGUGUGAUAAUAAAAGAUUCAGAAACUGUUGUGUUGGCAGCACCUAAGCAUUCAAGCACUCUGAAAAACAGUGAAAGAGGAAUUGGACAAGCUGUGCACACGUUCACAUUUUCUCAGAUAUUUGGCCAGGAAACCAGUCAGACUGAAUUCUUCAAUAGCACGGUAAAAGACCUUGUUAAACAGUACCUCCAAGGACAAAACAGUUUGGUAUUUACUUAUGGAGUUACCAAUGCUGGCAAGACCUACACUAUUCAAGGUACUGGUAAAGAUGGCGGUAUCUUACCAAGAUCAUUGGCCAUGCUCUUUGAUCACAUAAAAGGCAGACAAUAUGAAAGUAUGGAUUUAAAACCACAUGUCUGUGAUGAUGUGUUAAAACUGGAUAGUAAGCAAAUCCAGCAAGAAGAAGCUAUGAAGGCUGAAAUCUUUUCUCCACUGAGAGAGGAGAUGGAAUACCAGCUUUUUAGGACCACAUGUAACAAGAAUGUCCGAAAAGAUUUGGCCCAGGCAGGCUCUAUCACUCUGGCAGACCACAUUCCUUCUGAUCAGCUAGCAAAGUAUUCUGAAGUCAUAACAGGUGCCUCUGAAAUUAGCCUCGUUGAUCAAAAGCAGCGAAGAUUCUCGGUGUGGGUUUCCUUUUGUGAGAUCUACAAUGAAUAUGUGUAUGACCUAUUGGAUCCAAUGCCAACUUCAAGAAACCAGAAACGUCAAAAUUUGCGAGUCUGUGAAGAUCAAAAAGGAAACAGUUAUGUUAAAGACCUCAAAUGGAUCAAUGUUACCAGCUCAGAUGAAGCUCUUAAAGUCUUAAAGAUAGGAAAUAAAAAUCGAAGCUUGGCUUCAACUAAAAUAAACCACCAAUCCAGCCGAAGUCACAGCAUAUUUUCCAUUCGACUGAUAGAAAUAAUUGUUGGGGAAAAGUCUCGUGUCUUCAGGACUUCUGACCUGUGCUUGUGUGAUUUGGCUGGGUUAGAGCGUAGCGGUAAAGCACAAACGUUUGGAAAUCGACUGAAGGAGGCAGGCAACAUCAAUAAUUCUCUUCUGAUCCUUGGCAAGUGCAUUUCUGCACUAAGGAAGAAGCAGCAGAAUAAAUUAAAACAAAUUAUUGUCCCAUUCCGAGAGAGCAAGUUAACCCGUCUUUUUCAAGCUUUCUUUUGUGGCAAAGGCAAAGCUUGUAUGAUUAUUAAUAUCAAUCAGUGUGCUUCCAUGUAUGAUGAAACACUGCAUGUAAUGAAAUUUGCAGCAAUUGCUAAGCAGAUAAUUCAAAUUAUUCACCCAAAAUUUAAACUGCAACUUGCUGAUCACUUGGGUGGAAACGACGGCAGUAUGAUGGUGUGCACUGAUCUUGGGGAAUCACUCGCUGCCAAAAAUGGUUGUUCUGAAGAUCUAAUUAAAGAUGACAAGGAGGAGGAAAAUGAAGAUCUGGACCUCACCACCUUUGCCCAUGAAGAAUUAUUGAGUAUGAUAGAAAACCUAAGGCACAAAUUGAUUGCUGAAAGACAACAGAAACUGGUUUUGGAAAUGCAGGUUCGUAAUGAAAUGGGAGAUGCCAUGUUUCAGCAACUACUCCAUACAGAAGAAGUUUGGAGUGAGCGAUUUGAAGAACUAAAGGAGAUUUAUGAAGAACAAUUGGACAGUAACCUCCAUAUGUAUAAGGAAUCAAUUAGGCGGCAUGCAUACAAGUGCGCUAUGGAAGAUGUUAAGGAUAAAUUUGUUUCAAAAGAAGAGUUCACUGCUGAGCAGCACAAGACAAUGGAUGCGGACUUGAAAGUGAAGGAGCUUGAAGAGGCAUUAAGCAAAUACCAGAACCAAUCUGCCACUGCUGAAAAUACAACAGGCCUUCUGGAGGAGUUGGCAUGGUUCAAAGAAGAAGUUUCGAAAAUGCACCUUCGGCUACAGAACCUUCAAUUAGAAGCUCUUACAAAUGGCAAGGAGUUGAGGAGAUAUCAAGAAUUGUACAAGAGUAGAGUCUUAUCUGAAGAACAAUCUGCAAAACUGCUUGAAGAAAAGGAUCAGGCAAACAAGAGUUUAACCAAGAAAUUAAAUGACAUUCAAGUGAUCCUGCAAGAGGCAGAGAGAAAAUUUCAAGAAAGUAACAAAGAACUGCAGAAAUGUUAUGACAUAAUUGCAAAGCAGGAAAAAGUGAUUAAGGAUGUUAAUGAAGAAAAUGUUGACAAAAUCAAUCAUCUGGAAAAUCUGGUGUCAAAACUGCAAGAAGAGCUUGCUCUCUUAAUGAAGCCGCCUAAUACUGAAAAACCACCACAAAUGAAGAAAAAGCUGUUUUCAAGUUUAACGGGAUCCAAACUGGCUGUUGGGUCUCCUACAAGACCCAGUUUGUUUAAAUCCAGGGAACUGACUCCUCGACUGAAAGUUAAAAAGAACGUGGUGUCUGAAAAACUGCCAUCACCAUCAAGUAAUACCAAUAAAUAA
Messenger RNA from Mobula hypostoma (lesser devil ray), 2634 nucleotides. RefSeq lists its product as uncharacterized. The transcript is spliced from 18 exons. Gene Ontology annotation, molecular function: microtubule motor activity; ATP binding; ATP hydrolysis activity. The coding region runs from base 1 to 2634 and encodes 877 amino acids. Lineage: Eukaryota; Metazoa; Chordata; Chondrichthyes; Myliobatiformes; Myliobatidae. Gene Ontology annotation, biological process: microtubule-based movement. Gene Ontology annotation, cellular component: microtubule; kinesin complex; nucleus. The record is from RefSeq and is a predicted model, not a curated record.